CUAGCUAGAGAGUUGCCACGCCUCCAUGAAUCUCUCCCUUUCAAACUUUUGGCCCGGACGCUGCCACGGCUGCCCGAUUGCCCGCCGCCACCCACACAACUCAAGCGCAAACGCACAGGUAAAAACUCUCCUGCCCUGCCCGCCCGCUCGUUCCCACGAAUCACCGGGUAGAAUUCCUUCUGAGCUCCGAGGAAAGAACAAGCAUUCUUCUCCAGAGCAAACCUUUGGCCACGGCAGCAUCCUGAUGUCCGUCGCGUCCGCUGCCGCCGUCCGGUCCGCGUCCGGCCGCCGCUGCGGCGUCGGCUCUGGCCUCAACGGAGGCAAUAAGUUUCUGAUGAUGCAGAGGAGAGACAUCGUGACCAAGGGGAUCGCGCUCUCCGUCUGCUCCUCGCUCCUCUCUUCCUCCAACGGCGACGCUCAAGCGAGGAAUUCAAUCUUUGCAGGAUUGGAGAGGUUGCCGUUCAAGGCGGACGGGUACAACUUCUGGACAUGGCGGGGCCGCAGGAUCCACUACGUGGAGCAAGGGGAAGGGCAGCCCAUCGUGCUCGUGCACGGCUUCGGCGCGUCCGCGUUCCAUUGGAGGUACAACAUCCCGGAGCUGGCCAAGAAGUACAAGGUGUACGCCGUGGACCUGCUGGGUUUCGGGUGGAGCGAGAAGGCGCUGGUGGAGUACGACGCCACCAUCUGGAUGGAGCAGGUCUCCGACUUCCUCAGGGAGGUCGUCAAAUCGCCCUCCGUCCUCGUCGGCAACAGCUUAGGGGGAUUCACGACGCUGUUCACGGCGACGGAGCUGCCGGAGCUAGUCCGGGGCCUCGUGCUGCUCAACUCCGCCGGGCAGUUCGGGGACCCCAAUGCGCCGCCGCCCAUUGAAGCAGAGGAGGAAGUGGGCGUGUUGAGCAGGCUGCUCGUCAGGCCGAUCAAGGAGGCCUUCCAGCGGGUCGUGCUCGGGUUCCUCUUCUGGCAGGCCAAGCAGCCGGCCAGGGUCGAGAAAGUCUUGAAAAGCGUGUACAAAGACCCCAGCAACGUGGACGACUACCUCAUCAGCUCCAUCACGGCGCCGACGGCGGACCCCAACGCCGGCGAGGUGUACUACAGACUGAUGUCGCGGUUCAUGGCGAACCAGAGCCGGUACACGCUGGACAGGCUGCUGGGGAAGCUGUCGUGCCCGCUGCUGCUGCUGUGGGGGGACCUGGACCCGUGGGUCGGGCCGUCCAAGGCGGCGCGGAUCAAGGAAUUCUACAAAAACUCCACCGUCGUCAACCUGCAGGCGGGCCACUGCCCGCACGACGAGGCGCCGGAGCAGUUCAACGCGGCGCUGCUCCAGUGGCUCGACACGCUGGAGGAGACUGGCACCGGCGGCAAGUCGGCCGAGCCCAGCCUCCAGGCCGUGUGAUUCUUUGCUUGCACCCGAUGACAGAUCCACCAAGUUGUACUGAAUCACAGAAUGGGUAGCUUGCAAAAUUGUACUCCCUCCGUCCCACACACUUAAUAUGGGACGGAGGGAGUAGUACAGUACGGUUUAGCAAUCUGAUGGUGUUGUCUAUUAGUUGAACCUGGGGUUUUGCACGUAGAUAGAGCAAAUAGAGGACUGUGUCUAUUUUCUCCAUUGAAAUAGCGCCCAAUUCUUAUGCGCCGUA
Brachypodium distachyon (stiff brome) is the source of this 1637-nucleotide messenger RNA. RefSeq names its product pheophytinase, chloroplastic. The coding region runs from base 26 to 1393 and encodes 455 amino acids. Gene Ontology annotation, cellular component: chloroplast. Lineage: Eukaryota; Viridiplantae; Streptophyta; Magnoliopsida; Poales; Poaceae. The transcript is spliced from 7 exons. The record is from RefSeq and is a predicted model, not a curated record.